Fundulus heteroclitus (mummichog) is the source of this 1238-nucleotide messenger RNA. Its product is annotated as caspase-1-like. The transcript is spliced from 8 exons. Gene Ontology annotation, molecular function: cysteine-type endopeptidase activity. Lineage: Eukaryota; Metazoa; Chordata; Actinopteri; Cyprinodontiformes; Fundulidae. Gene Ontology annotation, biological process: proteolysis; regulation of apoptotic process. The record is from RefSeq and is a predicted model, not a curated record. Bases 71 to 1228 code for a protein of 385 amino acids.
AGCUCCCUUUCCUUUGCAUGCACACACACUCCCUUAACUGGUAGCAGGCCGGGCAUUCAACUACAGAGUGAUGGCUGACAAGGAGCUUACCAGAGUGAGAGGGAGAUUUGUCGAGAAGAUCUCAAAAGCCCUAAUUAAACAGCUCCUGGAUGACCUUUUGGAAGAUCGUCUGCUAAACGAUGGGGAGACAGACUCUGUGCUGGAGGACAACACUGGGAAAGCAGACAUGGCUCGGUGUCUCAUCGACAUGGUGAGGAAGAAGGGGGACAAAGCCAGCAGGAAGAUGCUUGAACACCUUAAUAAAAGAGACCCUACACUGUUCUCUGAGCUUGGCCUCACCGAUACGGCAACACCAGCUCCUCAGAAACAGCAGGGCUGGUCAAACACACUCGUCACCACGACGGACUCCUUCUGGAACGAGAAACGCAAUUCUAAAGAUAUUUACAGCGUGUCAGACUGCUCCCUUAAAAGUCGCGUGGCCCUUUUGAUCACUAACAGAAACUUUUCAGACACAAAAUUAACCAGAAAGGGAGCUGAGAAAGAUGAGGAAAACAUGGAGAAGCUGCUCAGAUCUCUGAACUACGAGGUGGUGAAAUACAAUGAUCUCACUGCAGAGAGGAUAAAUGAGGCUCUGCGUAAUUUUAAAGAGCACCCAAAGCUCAGCAAUACAGACAGCGUGUUUGUGGUGAUCAUGUCUCACGGAAAACGAGAAUUUGUCCUUGGCGUCAAUCACAGCAACGAAAAGCCAGACGAAUUCCCCAUUGACAACAUCUACAAAUACCUGGGUCCACAAGAAUGCCCUGCCUUGAUGAACAAACCAAAGAUCAUCAUCAUCCAGGCCUGCAGAGGAGGCUCUAGAGGAUCGGUGAUAGUAAGUGACAGCGCUUCAGCUGAGACGGUCUCUGAUGACGUUUCACAGCAACAGCCUGCUAGUGUGGGCAACAUUGUUGAUGAUGCCAUCCGAUACGUUCACAAAGAAAAGGACUUCAUUUCUCUCCUGUCCAGCACUCCUGAUACUGUCUCAUACAGAAGAGAGGAUUUGGGCUCCUUCCUCAUCCAGUACAUCGCUGAAGUCUUCAACACUUGCUCCCAUGAGGAUGAUAUUGAUGAACUUUUCAGAAAGGUCAUGCAACGCUUUGAAGAGUUUCCUGAUGAAACCAAAAGACAAAUGCCAACAAAGGACAGAUGCACCCUAACCAGGCGCUUCUACCUUUUCCCCGGCCACUGAGGCAGAAACG